UUCAGUAUCCACCAUCAAUACGAGAUUUUCUCUUUUCGAGGCACAGGCCUAGGCAUCAUGCAGCAUGGAGAAUUUUAAAACGGAUGAGUUAAGCUUCUGGUACGUAAAUGAGUCAUGAAGGUACAUAUAUAUUUGAUUAGCGGCUGACAUACUCCUGCAACAUUCGUCAACAUUCGAAUUUGAUCGAGAUAAUUCAACAAAGUAGGUAAAGAUUUUUUGCAAAGAUGGUGAAAGAACAGUUCAAGGAAACUGCAGUCGACAAGAAAAUAGGAUGUAUACAUUUUGGAAUAAUGUCACCAGAUCAAAUGCAAAAGCAGGCCAAUGUCCACUGUGUUGCAAAAAAUUUAUACAACCAGGAUGUCAAUAGAACACCUUUGUCUUUUGGUGUACUAGACAAAAAACUGGGUACCAGUACAAAAAGCAACCAAUGUGAUACAUGUGGCAAAGGGCUGGCUGAAUGUGUUGGACACUAUGGCUAUAUAGACCUGCAGCUCCCUGUAUUCCAUACUGGAUAUUUUAAGUUGACCAUCAGCAUUCUUCAAAUGAUAUGCAAGAAUUGUAGCAAAAUAUUGCUUCUUGAUGAGCAAAAGAAAAAUUUUGCAACUGCCCUUCAAAAGCCUGGUAUAUCAUCAUUGCAAAAGAAGGGGAUUUGGAAGAAAAUUCAAGAAAAGUGCAAAAAGACUCCUAGAUGUCAUAACUGUGCUGAAGUUAAUGGGACUGUAAAGAAGAUUGGACUACUCAAAAUUAUACAUGAAAAAUACAAAACAUCAAGAAAGGUUGUUGAUUCUUCAGUCACAGACUUCCAGGCAUCAUUUGAGGAAGCCAUUUCACACAAUAAGGAAAUAGCACCUUUAGCCAAUAAAGCUCAGGUCAUUUUGAACCCAUUGACUGUGCAAACUUUGUUCCAGUCUAUUCCAGAUGAGGACUGUCUGUUGCUUGGAAUGUCGCCUGAAGUCGGCAGGCCAGAGAAUUUGAUACUGACCAGGAUUCUUGUCCCGCCAUCUUGUAUUAGGCCAUCAGUUAUUUCUGAUUUGCAGGCCGGAAGUAACGAGGAUGAUAUCACUAUGAAGUUAACAGAGAUCAUAUUUUUAAACGAUGUUAUUCAAAAGCACAAAUCAACUGGAGCCAAAGUUAACAUGAUAAUGGAAGACUGGGAUUUCCUUCAACUGCAGUGUGCUUUGUACAUCAACAGCGAGUUGUCUGGCAUUCCAUUAAACAUGCAGCCGAAGAAACCAAUUCGUGGAUUUUGCCAGAGACUCAAAGGAAAACAAGGAAGGUUUAGAGGGAAUUUAUCUGGAAAAAGGGUCGAUUUUUCAGGAAGGACAGUCAUUUCUCCUGACCCAAACCUUAGAAUUGACCAAGUUGCGGUGCCUGUUCAUGUUGCCAAGGUGCUUACGUUUCCUGAGAAGGUCACAAAGGCAAAUAUAGCAUUAAUGAGAAAGCUGGUCAUCAACGGUGCAGAUACCCAUCCAGGUGCAAAUUUUGUUGAUCAAAAAAAAGAAAAUAUUAAAAGGUAUCUUAAAUAUGGCAAUCGAAGAGCAAUUGCUCAAGAACUCAAGUUUGGUGACAUAGUUGAGCGACAUUUGAUGGAUGGUGAUGUGGUUUUGUUCAACAGACAACCAUCUUUGCAUAAACUCAGUAUUAUGGCUCAUUUUGCAAAAGUGAUGCCCCAUCGAACAUUCCGCUUCAACGAAUGUGUAUGCACCCCUUAUAAUGCCGACUUUGAUGGCGAUGAAAUGAAUCUGCAUUUACCUCAAACACAAGAGGCAAAAGCGGAAGCCCUUAUGCUGAUGGGGGUAAAAGAAAAUAUAAUAACUCCUCGCAAUGGUGAACCCUUAAUUGCAGCUACUCAAGACUUUAUAACGGGUGGAUAUUUGGUCACGCAGAAAGACCUAUUUUUUGACAGGGCGCAGUUUUGUCAGCUAGCAUCUGUCAUAUUGGCUGGGAAGGACAAUACAAUCAGAGUCACAUUACCACCCCCUGCUAUCGUCAAGCCUGCACGUUUAUGGACUGGCAAACAACUGUACAGCUUAACAUUAAGGCCAAGUGAGGAUUCUCCAGUGAAGAUGAAUCUUAGAACCAAAGGAAAGUCCUACAGUGGUAACGAAGAGCUCUGCGUUAAUGACUCGUUUGUCGUAAUUCACAAUAGCGAACUUCUUGCCGGUGCCUUGGACAAAAGUGUAAUUGGAUCCGGUUCGAAAAACAGCGUUUUUUACGUACUUCUUAGGGAUUACGGUGCACAGGCCGCUGCAGAUGCUAUGUGGAGACUGGCAAGGCUUGCCCCAAGCUUUCUAAUGAACAGAGGAUUUUCAAUUGGAAUUGGAGAUGUUACUCCAGGAAAGGGGCUAGUAAGGGCAAAGAACAAGCUUCUACUUGAAGGGUACGCUAAAUGCGACAAAUUCAUUGUGGACUUUGAAAAUGGAAGAUUGCAGACUCAACCGGGUUGCACUGCGGAGGAGACGCUUGAGGCUGUCAUUCUGAAAGAGCUGUCCGUCAUCCGUGAGCAUUGUGGUAAAGCAUGCCUUAACGAGCUCCAUCGCUCUAACAGCCCUUUGACAAUGGCCGUGUGUGGCUCAAAAGGUUCAUUCAUCAAUAUAUCACAAAUGAUUGCAUGUGUAGGACAGCAAGCUAUUUCUGGAAAAAGAACUCCUGAUGGAUUUGAAGGCAGAUCUCUUCCCCAUUUUAAAAAACAUUCAAAAGUCCCUGCUGCUAAAGGAUUUGUCGAAAACAGCUUCUUUACGGGAAUGACUCCAACUGAGUUCUUCUUUCACACGAUGGCCGGCAGAGAAGGUCUUGUUGACACAGCUGUGAAAACCGCAGAGACAGGCUACAUGCAAAGACGCCUUGUCAAGUCUCUUGAAGAUUUGUCGUCACAAUACGACUGCACUGUGCGUACAUCUACAAACGAUAUAGUCCAGUUUAUAUAUGGGGAGGAUGGCCUAGAUCCUGCAGCCAUGGAAGGAAAAGACAAGCCUGUUGAUAUUCACCGGAUAUUUUCCCAUUGCAAGAGUAAAGAGGUCUUCCGGAAUGAGAAAGCGCUCUCUCCUUCAGAGAUUCAGACCGUUGUUGAGGACUUCCUUACUUCUAAAGAUAUGCAGUCAUGCGGAGGAGCAUUUGUUAAAGAACUUAGAGACUUCUUUAAUGUUGUGGCGGAAGGAGUAAAACGAACCAGACAGUGGCUUCAUAUAGACAAUACCCGGUAUUUCUCGAAUGAAGACCAAAAAGGAAAUGUUUUGUACCAGGUAGACCGAGUGACUGAGUCUCAGCUUAGAAAAGUCCUUCAGGUGUGUUUAGACAAAUACAUGCGAUCCAAAAUAGAACCUGGCUCAGCCGUUGGAGCUGUUUGUGCGCAGUCGAUUGGUGAGCCUGGCACUCAAAUGACACUCAAAACCUUUCAUUUUGCUGGUGUUGCUACCAUGAAUAUCACGCUUGGUGUACCACGCAUAAAAGAAAUCAUCAACGCAUCCAAGAACAUCAGUACCCCCAUCAUAGCUGCACCGCUUGAUGUUAGCAAUGAUAUUGAGGCUGCGAGAGUGGUGAAAGGGAGGAUUGAGAAGACAACAUUAGGCGAGAUAUGCGAGUACAUUGAAGAGUGCUUCCUUCCGGACUCGUGUUAUUUAUUAAUAAAAGUCGACUUAAAUCGUGUUCGACUAUUGAAGCUUGAAAUAGAUGCCUACUCGAUCAAAUUUGCUCUUUGUACUGCGCCAAAAUUGAAGAUCAAGCCACAGCAUGUAUCGGUUCAUGGCAAAGACAUUAUUACAUUGUACCCACAAGAAACAAACAAAAGCUCUAUGUAUUAUGUUAUGCAGUCACUGAAGGGAACACUUCCAUCCGUAUUGGUCAAGGGAUAUGCAAAUGUCAGUCGGGCAAUAGUGCAUGCCGAUGAAGCUAAAAAAGAAGCAGGGGAGACAUACAAGCUCCUUGUGGAAGGCGAUGACCUCAGAGCUGUUAUGGCAACACGAGCAACGUAAUCGCAAUUUUUCCCAACCGCAAAUUCAAAAGAAUGUUUUCAGUACUGGGAAAGAUGGUGACAUCAUAUGUUACUCUUGAAACUUUUGAAACUGGUGACAGCAGUCUUUGCUUCACUUGGAACAUUAUGUCAGAAUCAUGUUUUUCCUUGGUUUUUUUACUCAAUAAUGCCUCUACCAAAGAGCAACAGUUAACCAGACUAUAUACGGUGUCAGCGUAAAUUUUCGAUUUGUGUGCAACAGGAGCAAGCAACCUCGUUUUGCUGAUAAGCACACCGUUUUGUUACAAUCCGAUGGUGUCGUUUAAAGAAAGACCGACGCUUGGCAAUCGAUGGUUUCUGGAUAGUGUUUACCAGGCACUCUUCGAUAAUUGUUUCCAAUGCGUUCAUUUUUAUCGAUUUUAUUUUGCUUUUAAAGCCUCCUACCACCAUUCAUCAGUUCUAUCUUUACUGGCUACCCCUAAAUUUUCCAUAUGUUUGGGUGAACUGCCUUGAUUUCAAUAGACACAUCUUUGACCGACUUUUUACUUUACUUCAAAGCAGUUGUAAAAUUGUAUCUGUAUAAAUCUAUUAUAUUUAACUUUUUGCUGCCAGCUACCUGACUAACUUCCUGAUGGCCGUCAUCCAUUAGCAACAUACGACACAUCCCUUUGGGGACUUUUGCAGACAGGGCCAUCCAUUGUAAUCAGUUGAUAUGGGGUGGAUAUUUUAUUCAAAGAUUCAAAGCCCAAGUAUAUUUAUAAUCAUACGAUUAUCAGUUUCUCGUGGGCCAUAACUGUCUCGUUAUUUGAUUGGUAGACAUCAGAGUAAUGCCCAGUCGAUUUCUAGUAAAUUAGCAAAGCCGUUAGUCUAGAUCUAGAGAGUCGUUUGUACUGAAUGGCUAUAAGAUUGAGUUAUUGUAUGCAGUUUCUCAUGCAAUCUAAGAUGAUCAAUGAAGUUGUGCGUGUUGUACGUCGGAAAUGAACAAAAUUUGAUAAAAUAAAAUAACGACUUUGUACAAGAAAUGAAUAUUUGCUACGACGUUUCGAGCAUGACUCUUCAUCAGGAGUUAUGCUGGAAACGUUGUACCAAAUAUUCAUUUCUUUACAAAGUCGUUAUUUUAUUUUAUCAAAUUUUGUUCAACCUUAGAUGAUCCAUGAGACAGAGAUGAUAAAAUAAAACCGUUCCUGUGUUACUUAACAUAUAUUUUCUUCACAUCUGAAGUUGUUGUUUCUUAUCAAGUAUCAAAAACAGUUUAAUAUUUCAAGCAGCGAAAUGAAAAGAAAUUGUCUUCAGCUAAAAUUUUCCUAUUGAACAGAUUACAGCUGAUCAAGUAGUUUUUUCUCUUCUGAGUAUGAAUGAGUGUCUAUGCUAAGCCUGUUUGCCUACUUCUUGCUCUCUAGGCGACAAGAUAUCACAAUGAAUAGUUAAGUUUGAGUAUCAGUGUAGCACACGUGCACAGAACGCAUGUUAUAGGUACGUUCAAGUAUCGUUCGAACAAAUGCACUUCCGAUGUGAAUCGGUUGUCAUAUCUUGAGAUCAAUAGAGGAACAAGAUAUCGUCAGUUUUAUUACUAUUUCCUUUUGUUACUUGAGGCUUGCCCGUUACUAUUUCCUAAAUAAGGAAGACAAAAAAAACCUUCUCUUUCAUGAAGCCGCUAUUUUCAUAUUUUUUCCAUAACUUUUUAUUACGAGUAAAUGCUAUCUACACUUUACUUUGAUCGGCUUAGAUGUAAGCCCGAGGAUUCUUUUUCCAAGAAUUUAGUUCCGCUUAAAGUAUUUGGAUUAAUCGAACAAAAUAUUAACGAUAAGUCUAUAGAAGGCGAUAGUCAACCUAUGAUGGAGUUGAUCUUCCCUCUGGUGUAGAUUGUCGAACAACUUGAGCUAUGGUAUAAAGAUAUUUGAAAAUUUUCAGCGAUAUAUAUACUCCAAUUUGAUCGAAUCUUUAGUCUUACUUCUUGAUACUUUCUUCAGUUUAUGUUGCAUCGUAAUUUUAUUUUACACAACGUCAUUUUGUUCACUUAAUUUCUUCAUUAACCUUGAGUAUCAAUCAUUAUGUGUAAGAAGGAGCGAACGCAGGGUAGGCCACCCGCCGGAUUCUAUGAAUCUUGCGGAUUCAUGCGUCCGCCGGAUUCUACGAAAAAGAGUCAGGAACAAAGCAAUAAGACGACGAGAAUCAAUGUGAUUAGUUUGUUCCUGACUCUCUUUUGUAUAAAUCAUUAUUUAAUCAUGUGAUGGACCGAGCUCACUCAUAGCAAGUACUUAGUUACCACCCUCUUUUUUGGUUAUGGAAAACGUAUCCCACGUGCUCCUUUGCCUAUGUGCCUUGGGUAUUUACCUUAGUAUAGGACUGCUAUACAACCUUCCUCUUUCUUGUAGAGUUCCACUAUCAGUUUAAAACCCACGCGAUCCGCUCAAUGAACGUGAGGCUUCUUAAGUCAAGUGAAUUCUCGUAAACAAACCAGAGUUUUAAUCGAAUUGAAUGAAACGUGGUUGUCGAAACCAAGAGCUGUGAUUAGUAUACAGAAUAUAAUCGGAUCGUCUCAUUUUUGAACCCGGCUGCAAAAUAGGCCUGCAUACAAGAUGUCGGCGCUGAAAGGCCAAUAAUGUAGCCUGAGAAUUCCCCACCACGCAACGAACAUUAUCGUUAGGGUGAUGUGAUCUGCUCUAUAGUUUUUGUAAACCUUCUUUUGUCCAUCAGAAUAAUCUAAAUGAUCUAUUAGACAGUUAUGACUGCUAACCCUACAACAUUAAAUUGGGAAGGAGGAAACCGGUGUUGAUUCUUUCAUUGGGGCUCCUAAAAGUUACCUGGUGUUGCAUGAGCGUUGAAAUUAGGAGUUGCAAGUUGCAACGUACAACAUAAAAAUGUGAAUCUAAAAAAAUUGAAUUCGUUUGGACAUGUCUAAAAGAUUGCCAAGCACUUGUGAGUUUUCCGUUUUUAGGCAAAAACUUCUUUUGCAGAUUUUGCUAUUAUUUAUAAACAAAUUGUAAAAUCCCCAAUGCUUUUAUAGCUAUGAUUCAAAAGUUUAAGUGUUAUUCAACUUUUAACCCCAUUUUUGGAUAGAUGGGCCUAGAUUGUUUGAAAAACGACUGCUCAUAUCUGAAAAAGGUUCUGUUGCAAACCCGAAUAGCUCAACAAAACAUUUGUCCCAAAAUGUUUUGUUGAGCAUUUUAUGACAGUCCAGUAAAACAAUAAUUUUAUUGAAAGUUAAAUCAUAUAUUUUAAUGUAACCUCAAUUUUUUCAUUUCGUUUCCCGUGACUGAACAAUGCACUUGAUCGUGGUUUUGCAAAAAAAAACCCACCGUAUUGUGUUUGUCACUGUAAGCUAUCAAACAAAAUCUAUCUGUGAAAUUAUAAGCACUGGGAAAUUGCAGGAAGAAUAAAUUGCAGCUCUGAAACUGCGCAGCUUUCUAGAGCUUUUGAAGCCGCAAAAGUUUGGUGUAAAGCCCUUUCUUUGCUCUUCUACGUUGCAAUCCUUUCUACGGAUGUAUGUUAAAAAUUCAGAAGCAGAUUCGUUUUAAAUUGUUCCAAGCUUCUUUCUGACAAUUUUUAUUGCUCAACAAAUGUAACUUAAAGCUAAAUUUAACACUCAAAUCACUUCAAUUAAGUUUUAAACAUACCCCUAAGAAUUAACAUUACUACCAAUCAUUUGCCUCUAAACUUUGCACCACUCCUCUUUUUUGGUUUAGCUAAUCUUUAUAGAUAUAUCUAAACAUCAUAGUGCAAUGUAACUUAAUGUCGCUGAUCCAAAGCUCUCACUGCGCUUGCUAAAUUCUUGCUUGUAGGCCUUGUCUCGGAUUUUUUACGAUCACCCCAAUAAGAAAGUCCUCAGAUGAUUCCAUUAGCUCGCUGGAUUUUAACUCGCUCAGUCUCGCAGUAAGCUAAUGCACAGAUCAUUAUAGAAGUAACGGUUCGAGGGAUUAAUUUCGCAGCCAUUCCUGGCUGCCCGCACCCCUCCCUCUCCCCAUUAUCAUUAAGUAGACAUUAAAUUUGAAGUAAAGCAAAAAUUAAUUCAUACACUAAAAUGUUUCUUGUAGCACUAGCAUAAACUACCAAACUAGUUAAAUUUAUCUUGUUUUUCAUCCUUCUCUAUCAAUGUUUUUAUAUUCCUCUAAAACAUUUAGUGUCUAGUAAUGUAUUCAUAUAUUAAAAACUGUACCGGAAUUUUGUGCACAUUUUAUUCAUACACUAAAAAGUUUCAUGUAACGCCAGCAAAUACCACCAAGCUAGUUAACCGUAUCUUGUUCCCACCUUUUCUCUACUAAUCUUUCAUUUUCCUCUAACACAUAAAUGUUAAGAAUUGUAGUUAAAGUACUACAUUUAAGAAUUGUAGCUAAAGUACUAAAAACUAUACAAAAUUUGUGCACAUUUUAUUUCAUGCUUUUGUAAUUUUGUAUUCAAACAGUAGCCCCUAAACAUUUCGUUCUAAACCAGAUAUCUCUAUGGAACGACCCACUCAAAAUCUUGGCAUGGCCUUUAGUAGGCUACAGUUUCAUUAUUACUUGUUAAAGUCAAUGGGUAGUCAUGCCAACCAUGCCCCCAAUGUCAACCUAACUGUAACUUUGUUCUUGUUAAAUUGUACUUUUUUAAAUUGUGUAAAAAAAUCAACUGAAGCCCACGAAUUAUUAUAAUUUUCGCACAGCUUUUGCUACCACGUAGGUGUAUCAACCUUUUAUUCUCGUACUAUAUCGCUUUAUAUAGCCAUUACCCGGAAAUAUUCUGCAAGCUCUUAGAUUCAGAGAAUAAAGGGUUUUUGGGAGUCCCUUCGUUAUUUUUACCUUUCGACAAGUGGACUUCUUAUGGUGACACCGUCGGUGGUUAGUGCAAUUGAAAGAACGAUACCGCCCACCUUUUUUUCUUUUUAUCUACGCCAAUUCUAAUCGUCUUAAAAUGACAUAAAAUGGAGAAAACGAAGCCAAGAUUUCAUUUCCAAGCUAAAGAGCUCAAGCUAACCAUACGAAUUGCAGAGAAGACACAGUAAAAAACUCAAGAAGACAUGGCAGACAUUGCAUUCGUCCUAACGGUAUGUAUUUCUGAGCAGUGCGAUGAUGAAUGGUUUAUAAAAGGCUACAUUUUAUAAAGGCUCAUACCCAUGAAGGCAAUAACCAGUUUUAAACUUAACGAGCCAUUUAAUAAAUCAUAAGUGCCCGAUUUUAGUGGUUUAUAUUAUGACUUGCAGUAGCACUUCCUUGUUAGAGCGAUAUAAGAUGCGAUUUAAUUUAAAAACUGUAUAGCCAUAUCGGGCCGAGUGGUGAUCCUAUACAAGUAAUUCUAUUCAUAGAUUCGCAUCUACCAUACAAGCAUAUAUCCAUAUUCAUUUACGUAAAAUUAUUCCGAUUAUUCCCUAGAUGGUACUCUUCGUUGUACUGACUCUUGGCGAGACCGUACCGUUGGGCUGUCCCAACCCUGCAAGUGCUGCAAAAGCUCUAGACCACAUCACAUCAAAUGAUUACAUGGUUGUUAAGGAGCAAUAUUCUGAAACUAGGAUUUCAUAUUCACCGUUCAAUUUUGUCAUGUGUGGACCAUGCAGUUAUAGAUUUGUUGAAACAGAGAAAAAUGCUCAACAGAUACCACAAAGCCUUGUCACAGCACAAUGCCUAGAUAUAUAUGGAAAAUGUGAUCGAAGGUGCCAGCCUAUUGUGUUCUAUGUUCCAGUGUUGCGAAAAUCAGUCUCCUGCAAUAGCAAAAUUGGAAUGCAAGAUUGGAAGCUAAAUCGUGUUCCAGUAGUAAUCGGAUACCAUAUGCGCUGAGGAAUCACAACUAGUGACAAUCAAGGAAAAUAGAAGAAACUAUAAGAACUAAUUAAGUAGUUAGUAAAUAGUUGUUAGAAAUUCUUGUGAUAAUGAAUCGCGGUGAGCUUUCAAAAGUAUGGUGGCUUUGGGCUUUGGCUCAAGCAAUACUGAAUUGCUCUUCGAUCCAGCAUGUUUUUCAGUGAAUAUAACAUUAGCUAAGGUUAACAUUUUUGAAGUUAGGAUUGAUUGGUUACCUAAAGCAUUUCGUUUACCUUCGGGGUUUGAUUUCUUUAAAUUCCCAGACGCUAGGAAGGAUUUAAAUGUAAAGAAAAAAAACGGUGACAAAAAGCUGGCGUGCAGGGUUGUCUUAUAUGGAAUGAACCUUGUUUUGUUUACAAUUUCUAAUUUAGAAUACACUUCAUUUCUAAAAAUCCAACCAGCCACUAAGCAGCAAACCAACAUUUCAAGAGCAAAUGUUAAGAAGAACCAGGCAUUGCGGGCAUUGCUUGACAUAUGAAAAACCAUUUUUAAUUACUUCUGUAUAAUCAAAUGUUACUAAAAAUGCACAAGAAUGUUAUUGUCUUAGCAUAUAAAGAUGGUAUUAGUUUGAUCUCCAUAAUUUAUAUAAAUUGUUAGUAUGAAAUAUUAAAUUAACGGGUUUUUUGUGGAGCUGGAUCUCUGCUGUAUAAUGGGGAAGGAGUUAUUGUUAGCUUUUGUAGAUGCUCAUUCUGUCUUGAAAAUGAGAUUUGAAAUAGUGCUAAAAUCUUCUUAAUUUGUUGCAUCCUGAUCAUAUCUUUGUGUCAAAUGAUUUGUCACAUUCUGCAAAUGAUUUGUGACAUUCUGCAAAUUAUUUGUGCCGUUGUUUAAAUGAUUUACACCGUUCUAUAGCUUCUCCUCCCAAGUGUCUCCCGUCCCUUAGAAAUGGGAAAGUCUUGUCAACCAGGUAAUGACCACCACCAAAGGACGAGAUUCGCUUCGAUCAUGCUUUGCGUGGACAAGAUCGGGAAGAACUUCGAUGUUUAAUUUUGUUUUUAAAAGCACGGUUGUUUGAAAGUGAAUCAUCUUAGGUCUGAGCUGUUAGAACUGUUAGAAGUGAGCUGUUAGAAGUGAGUUGUCAAGUUUAUGUUUUGUUUCGUCAGUUUGUGUUCUCUGAAGGACGUUAAGCGCAUAGUAUGUUCUGUUGAUAAUAUCAGUGUAGUUGUCCAGAAUAUUCACGUAAUUACGAAUGUUUUUAAAUGAAAUGUUGGAGAGAUCAGUGAUCACACAAAGUAUCAAAGCAAACAUGGACAAAGUAUCAAUGCAAUUCUUUGUGAAAUCAAUGCAGUUGUCAAGUAGUUUAAUGCAUUUUUCGAGAAUAUUAAUGCGAAUAUGUAUGAAGAUGAUAUUAUCUAUACAGAUGCGAAGAAUUUCAAUGCAUUUGUCAAGAAAGUUCAGGCAGUUGUCAAGAUUAUCUAUAAUGCUUUCUAGAAUAUCAAUGCAGCUGUAAAGAACUUUGAUGACUUUACAGUUCAAUAUAAAGGCAGAGUAUCGAAGCGUUUCUCUAUGAAAUUAUCUAGUUGUCUAGAGUAUAAUUGCAGUUGACGAGAAUAUCAACGAAUUUUUCAGAAUGUAAUAGCUAGUAUCAAGGCAUUUGUCAUGAAUAUCAAUUCAGUUGCUGAGAGUAUCGAAGCAGUAUUCGAUGAAAUUAUUGGGCUGUCGAGAGAAUAAGUGCAGAGUUUUCAAGAAUAUUUGAAGUUUUCAAGAAUAUCAAAGUUUAGAAUAUAACUGCAGUUGACGAGAAUAUCAAUGGAUUUUCCGAAAAUAUCGUGAAAUUUUUAAGAGUAUCAAAGCUGCUGUUUAGAAUAUAGCUGCAGUUGUCGACAAUAUCGACGAAGUUUUCAAGAAUAUUAGAGACGUUUCCAAGAAUAUCAAUGAAGUUGAUAUAAAUACCAAAGCUCCUGUUUAGAUUAUAACUCGGUUGACGAGAAUAUCAACGAAGUUUUCAAGGAUACAAGCAAAGUUUUCAAAAGUAUCAGCGAAGUUUCCAGGAAUGUCAACGAAGUUGUUAAGAAUAUCAAGGCUGCUGUUUAGAAUAUAACUGCAGUUGUCGAGAGUAUCAACGAAAUUUUAAAGAAUUUAAGCGAAGUUUUCAAGAAUAUCAUGAAGUUGAUUCGAGUAUCGAAGCAGUGCUUCAUGUUUAGAACAUCAGCCUUCGGUAGUUGUGGGUCGCUUGGUCACCAAAGGUAACCAGAACAGUCAUUAACACAUAAUUAGGGGUGCUAACUAUUCCACCUUUCAAAUAUUAAAGAUCUGCAAACCUCGAAAUUAGAUAUUUCAAUAAAAAAUAAAACUAUUUUUGAGCAAAAUAACAAGUCAUAAUGCGCAAUAGAAAAAUGCAUAUUUUCCUUGGUUUUUGAAAAUGAACUAGAAACAACCGAUGAUAUCGUAGGAGUCAUGACGCACAGAUAACGGAUUUCGAAAGUAUGAUAUGUUGCGAAGUUUUUUCCUGGGAGGUGCUCGGUAGAAACGUUGUCUGCGUGCAUAUUUUACUCUAUUCAAGAAGUAUCAAGAUCUUUUGAAAAUUAGUUGUUACUUUUCACCUUGCUUAGACUGAGCACUAUAUUCUGGACCAUGGACAUAGAAACAUAACUCCUAUUGGAAGUGUAGGGUGUUCUUUGAAGAGUUGCGUCGAGAAUUACCACUUGAAUCGACCAAGAACCCUGUAAAUUAGGCCAGGUAUCCCUUUUUUAUUAAUCCCCUCCUUUGGAUGAAUGGAUAAUAGUAACCCUUCCUCUACCUAUAGAGGAACUGACAACAGACACCCUCCUCCAAUCUUUGAGGCCAACCCUUUCUUUUGGGGUAAUUUAAUGAAUAUAUAUAUUCGUAGUGGUAUAUUUGGAUCAUUUGAGCAUCACCCCCUAUUGAGCAUGGGAUUUUAUUAUUUUGAAACAAUAGAAUGACAAUUUACAUAUCGAUUUAAGACGUUUCAAAACCUAGCUUCGGAAAGAACGUAGGAGGCUACAGCCGUUGGUUGCCCAAUUGCUGCGCGGCCACUGCUGCUGAACAAACUCUUCUUGAUUUAACCAGGUCGAUUUGAUUUUUUUACACAUGUUUUCACAUAAGCAUUAAAAUCCUUUGCUGAUUCAGGCCUUUGAAACAGAGGUAACCAACUUGACCGGACUGGCCACACAGAUUCCAACUCAGACAUUGUCCCAAUUUGUAAGGUCGUUCUCUCUCAAUGACUUUCUUAGAAUAAGCUAAUGCUGUAAUAAGAGACCGUAAUCUAUCCCUGGCUCUACACAAUACCUUUCAGAUUUUCUAGUUGACUGCACCCUGCUCUUUAGAAACUAUGUAAUUACGCCGGUGUCUGUUAGCCUAGCAGAUAUUCCUCAAGAAACUGCAGGGUUGUUCUCUAGGAGAGAGUUUACAACGCUAUAAAAGAACUUGCCAAACAUGGAUCCACCACACGUUUUCAGUAAGAAUACAAGGAAAGGAGUUAAAUCUAAAUCACUGAAUUUUGACGUUUUGUUUGCUGUCAAAUAAAGAUGUGGAAAGAAACAGUUCAAAAGAUAGCAUUUUUGGUAAGCUUUACUCUUUUUCAAUGAAAUAAAAACAAGAGAUUAUAUUGCCUUUUUUCGAGAUGAAUACUACGUUAUGUGACCGCUGUAUCGUUUUACUCUUUUAACGAAACUUUUCGCUUUUGUAGGUUCUUGCUUUGUUUGCCAUUUGCCUAAACGCUGCGCCAACUAGAUGUAUGGAGCCUUCCGAUGUCGCUGCCGCCAUGAAGCUUCUUGCGGUUGUGAUCCCGAACUAUGGCGAAGCACAACUAGAAAGCCAAAAUGCAGACGCAUCUCCAUUCGAUACUUUUAUCGCUGAUCCUUGCAAAUUUGAAUUUAAGCAAACAGAGGUCAAUCCUGACGUAAUACCACAAAGUCUAGUCUAUGCAGAAUGCAAGAGCUGCACAAUCUGGCGUUGUGUGCCAAUAAAAUAUUUGAUACCUAUAUUGGAGAAAAGUAAGCUGUGCAAUGGGAUGAAGACAUGGAAAUUGAGCUAUAGAUCUGUGACUGUUGGUUUUCGACGAAGGUUUUAAUGGACAUUAGCGUUAAUAGACGAUGAUAUUUAAAAUGUUGUUGAGAUCAAUCAUGCAUAUAUCAACUGUAAGUAAAUUAUAAACAAAGUGAAAUGUAUAUUAAAUGUACAACUAGGAUAAAAGGUUCACAAUUAAUGAAGUAUGUAAAAAAUAAGUUCUUUCGAAAUUCAUCUUAGAAAUUCCAAAUUUGUUAUGUAUAUAGAAUGUAUUUGAAGAUAAUUGUGUUUAGAAAUGUUUACGAUUAUAAUAUAUGUAUCGUUAUAUCAUAUUUUAUUUUCUUAUAAGACUUCUACUCCACACUUAUAAAUAUAAGGCUAAAUAUAAAAAUACUGUAUGCUUGUGCAGCCCUAUAAGGUCCAUUUAAUGAAAAAUUUUAAGAUUCUGAGGCUUGCACCUAAGUCUAAGAAAGCUUUUUAAAUUUUUUCGUGUUUUAUAUUUGAACAUUUUUACUUUGUACAAUUGUGAUCACGCAAAGAAAAGGAAUCUUUAAUUUUUGCAGCAGAAAUGUGCGGAAGGAGGAAACUGUGCUGUUUAAUACUUGAUAUGUGAUAAAUAAUGUAUAUAUAUGAUAAAUAGUGAGAAAAUAUAAAAAUUUUGGAAGAUAAUAUGAUGAAUAAUAUGAUAUUUUAAAGCUUCGGAUCCAGUGUACAGAGCAGCUGUUGUUUGGGCAGCAAAAUGAUAAGUACACUAAUGCCUUCUUGGGUUUAAUGUAAAUAAGAUUGAUAAAAAAGACGAAAGUUACAUUAAGUUAGUCAAGGGAAUAUUGGGUACAGCACUGUUAUCCCCAACCUGUGGUUUCUGGCAGACAUAGCGGGCAAACCCAUAACUAUUGUCGAAACACAGUCCAAGUGGCAAAUUAUUGCAUCCAAAAGGGCAAGCCAGUCUGUGAUACCUUGUCCACCUUCUGUGGAAAUCACAUUGUUUUAUCUGGAAAUCACCAAGAGCUCCUUUAUUUCGGUGAACUUUUUGUUGAAUAAGAUCAAUCUCAUUUUAUUCUGUGGACGAUCAUUAAGGCAUAAUUUCGUUUCGACUUUUUCGUUUUACAAUAUAUUGGUGUAAAGGGAAUUUUUAUUGAUAAAUACAGAUAUUGCCAUGUUACGUACAUGCAUGUUAUACGUUUAUUUAUGGUUUACGACAGGAACAUCAUAAUGAAGAAAGAGAGAAGAGGAGUUGUUGUUACCUUAAAUAAACCAAAAGAAAAGUACGAGAAACAAUUUAAAAGAAGGGUGCAAUAAACAAAAUGGACGGGGAUUUAAUGUAUUCUCUGAUGUAAUGAAACUAGUGGAAACCAACCAGACCAGUAUUCUAAGAGUAGGGUAAAAUCAUUCUGCGAUGGAGGGACAUCGUUUCUGACAAAAGUCCAAUUUUAGAAGUUCUUGGCUUCAAAGACCCUAAAUCAGAGGCAGUAUCAAUUCCUUCCAUGUCAAUGUUGAUUCUACAAUGUUUUUUCGAAUAACUUUCCAUGCUCUUUCGAUCGCUGCUCUACAAUUAGCGCCAGUUUUUUUUUUAAAAAACAUCUCUCUUCUAGGAUGGAUGCUUAUCAUGCCCAAGCACCUUUGUAAGAAUUUUCCAUUGAAUGUGGCUAGCAUAAGGCAUUGGUCCCUUGCAUUCGCUUGGCGUGAAGCCUAAUUAAUAGAAAAUACGUAAUCCAAACGAAGAAUCACUUGUUUACAAAGAGCAUCAAAAAAUGAAUCCUCCCCUCCCCCUGUCCCCUCCCCAAUUGGAACCCAGUUUUCAACGGUGGAAGCGGGCCCUUCUGCCCCUUUGCCACACAAAGCUGGACAAAUGGUUUUGUAUAUUAAAUUCAAAACAUCGGUGGUAUGUUAUCUCAAUUGUCUCAUCGCUUCUCCGAUUGUCUUAAAACUUCUUCAUUGUUAAACGUAAAUCUGCAUUCGAAUUACGUAAUGAGUUACGAAACUGUGGUGUAAUCAUUAGAGCUUUCAGUCAACCCGGCCCAUUACAUCAUUGAGAUGAGAGCAUACUUCAAGAACUCUAGGAAGUGGAUUGCAGUAUCACUUGACGAAUUCCUGCAAAGAUAAUUGUUAUGAUGGAAGUCUUUUCAUGCAGUUUCUGAAGGUUUGUGAUCUUCUAGAAGCGGUGUGUUAAUUUUCUGUACUGGAUUACCAUUAGACUAAAAAUAGAAUCAAGCGCUAGUGGAAUAUAAAUAAGGGUGCACGUUAGAUUCUCGAUAAAUUUGUUUUCAGUUUACUGCUGCAUGGUCAUUUGAUUUUCGAACAGCCGCAAAACAUUUUCAUGGAAUCCACUAUUGGAUUCUUCGUAUUUUUAUGCUUAGUUUUGGUAAGUAAACUUUUGUAUCUCGUCUCGAAAUUAUUUUCGGAUUCUUCUAACUUGGAGGCAGCCUGUAUUUUUGAAAUUUUGAUCGAUUUCUAAUAUCAAACUGCUAAUAUUUUUAAAGUCAACUGUAGUGAUUGUCAGUAAAACUAAGUUCUAAUUUUGUUUCUUUCAGCUACUGCAAUUGGCCAGCAACAUAUGUGAAGGCGCACCUGUUAGAGAAAACGAAACAUCUAAAGCAUUGGAAAUCAUUAAGGCUGAUUAUAUGAUUGUGGAUAGGAAUGUUAGAGCUUUUAAAUUGAGGCAGUCAGUUGUGGAAGCAACCGGGACAGUCUUUGGUGAUCUUUGCAAAUAUGAGUUUGUUGAAACUGAAAAAAACAGAAGGCAAAUCCCACAAACCUUGCAAACAGCAAAGUGUGUGAAGGGUUUAGAUGGAAAAUGUGAUCGGCGAUGUCGCCCAAUUUUCUAUAUGUUCUUGGUUUUAAGGAGACAGAGAGAGCGCAGUAGCUUGUUGAAAAUGAGGACAUGGGUCGUGAAAAGGGUCCCGAUUAUUAUUGGUUAUCGAAUGCUGUGAGCAGCAACUGCUGAUAAACAAACAAAGUAACAACAGAGAAACAAGCAAACAAACAAACAAGAAUUGGAUGCAAUCUUCAAGAACUGUGUAUGGGGUAGCGCCCCCUACACUUUUCGCCGCAGAAGUCUUUGGAAAAAUGUAUAUAAGCAGUAAAUAUAGAAUUUUUAAUAUUAUUUAUUGAUAGAAAGAGUGGACAUUUGAUGACUUUUGAUAUUAUGAAAAAAGGAUUUUUGAAUGUUGUUGUAAAAAUUAUUUAUGUAAUGGCUCUUAGCCACUGUUAAUAAUCAUGGAAGCAUCUGCAGCGAAACUCUAUUUAUGAAUAAAUAUUUGAUAUAUGAAAGGUAAAAUAUACGUAAUAAUAUGUUUUUGAAGUAAUUAAAUUGUAUUAAGAAAAAAGAAUGAAAAUGAAAUUUGAAAAGGAACUGCA
This is a messenger RNA of Rhopilema esculentum, 17040 nucleotides long. Its product is annotated as DNA-directed RNA polymerase III subunit RPC1. NCBI's taxonomy places the organism in Eukaryota, Metazoa, Cnidaria, Scyphozoa, Rhizostomeae, Rhizostomatidae. Gene Ontology annotation, biological process: DNA-templated transcription. The record is from RefSeq and is a predicted model, not a curated record. Gene Ontology annotation, molecular function: DNA-directed RNA polymerase activity; DNA binding.